UGCGGCUUCUAUGGGAUGUACGAGAAGAUCCUCCUAUUCCGUCAUGAUCCUACAUCAGACAACGUGCUGCAGCUACUGCGCUCUGCUUCUCAGAUCCAGGAGGGUGACUUGGUGGAAGCCAUACUGUCAGCUUCAGCCACAGUAGAGGACUUCCAGAUUCGUCCACACUGCCUGUUUGUCCAUUCGUACCGAGCUCCAGCCUUCUGCGACCACUGUGGGGAAAUGCUGUGGGGACUUGUACGCCAAGGACUUAAAUGUGAAGGUUGUGGUCUGAAUUACCACAAGCGCUGUGCCUUUAAGAUCCCCAACAACUGCAGUGGGGUGAGGAGGCGUCGUCCCUCCAAUGUCUCAUUGACAGGCGGGAUAAUCAACAUCGGGCGUCCGCUCUCUGCUGAGCCUUCACCUCCCCACUACAGUGAUGAUGCUUUAUUGUCUCCAGUCAGUCCUAGCAUGGAGAAGAACCAGUUAGAUUACUUUCCUGGUAGAGAGCGGCGAUCCAGCUCACAAUCAUAUGUUGGCCGUCCCAUUGAGCUUGACAAGAUCUUACUGUCAAAAGUCAAAGUUCCCCACACAUUCCUGAUUCACUCUUACACCCGGCCUACUGUCUGCCAGCACUGCAAGAAGCUGCUCAAAGGCCUCUUCAGGCAGGGCCUGCAGUGCAAAGACUGUAAAUUUAAUUGUCAUAAACGAUGUGCGCAAAAAGUGCCAAACAACUGCCUGGGAGAAGUAUCAAAAAAUGGAGAACUUCUGAGCCCAGGUGCAGAAUCGGAUGCCCUCAUGGUGGAGGGUUGCCUUGAUGACCAUGAUAUUGACAGAGGGGGUAGCCUCUUGGAUGACAUGGAUGAAGCGCUGGCCUCAGAGAGUGGCUUGCUGCUAGAGGCAGGACCCAGCGAUCUCUGUGACAUGCACGACCCUGACCUAGAUGAGUCCAACCGAGCCAUCAGCCCCUCCACCAGCAACAACAUUCCUUUGAUGCGAGUCGUCCAGUCUGUCAAACACACAAAGAGAAAGAGCAGCAAUGUGAUGAAAGAGGGCUGGAUGGUCCACUACACCAGCAAGGACACUCUGAGGAAAAGACAUUACUGGAGGCUAGACAGUAAAUGCAUUACGCUGUUUCAGAACGACACAGGAAGUAAAUAUUACAAGGAAAUCCCUCUGUCUGAAAUCUUGUCUCUGGAGCCUGCUCAGAAUUUUUCUCUGCUUCCUGAUGGAGCCAAUCCUCAUUGCUUUGAGAUCGCCACGGCAUCACUGGUUUAUUAUGUUGGAGAGAACCUGCAGAGACCUGAAUCAUCUGUGACAGGCAGCAGCAUUCUGGUCAGCGGUGUUGGGCAGGAUGUGGCUCGAAUGUGGGAAAUGGCCAUCCAGCAUGCUCUGAUGCCAGCAGUUUCUACAGGAAUUUGCCACAGUUCCCACCGCAGUGGACACAAGGAGAUUUCAAUCAGUAUUUCAGUUUCCAACUGCCAGAUCCAGGAGAAUGUGGACAUCAACUCAGUGUAUCAAAUCUUCCCAGACGAGGUUCUUGGCUCAGGACAGUUUGGCAUUGUGUAUGGAGGUAAGCACAGGAAGUCCGGCCGAGACGUUGCCAUCAAAAUCAUCGACAAACUCCGCUUCCCCACCAAACAGGAGAGUCAGCUGCGCAAUGAGGUGGCCAUCCUGCAGAGUCUGCAUCAUCCAGGGGUGGUCAACCUGGACUGUAUGUUUGAGACACCAGAGCGAGUGUUUGUGGUCAUGGAGAAGCUUCAUGGAGACAUGUUGGAGAUGAUCCUGUCCAGUGAGAAAGGCCGACUUCCUGAGAGGAUCACAAAGUUCCUGGUGACACAGAUCUUGGUGGCGUUGCGUCAUCUCCACUUCAAGAACAUUGUCCACUGUGAUCUGAAACCUGAAAAUGUCCUGCUGGCUUCUGCAGACUCUUUCCCCCAGGUGAAGCUGUGUGAUUUUGGGUUUGCUCGAAUCAUUGGUGAGAAGUCAUUCAGGCGUUCAGUGGUCGGAACACCAGCAUAUCUUGCUCCUGAAGUUCUGAGAAAUAAAGGCUACAACCGCUCUCUGGACAUGUGGUCAGUUGGAGUCAUCAUCUAUGUCAGUCUCAGUGGGACGUUCCCUUUCAAUGAAGAUGAAGAUAUCAAUGAUCAGAUCCAGAAUGCAGCCUUCAUGUACCCCCCUCACCCCUGGAAAAAAAUCUCCCAAGAAGCGAUUGACCUGAUCAACAACUUGCUGCAAGUGAAGAUGAGAAAGAGAUACAGUGUUGACAAGACACUAAGCCAUCCCUGGUUGCAGGACUACCAGAUGUGGCUGGAUCUAAGAAACCUUGAGUCUCGGAUAAACGAGCGCUAUAUCACCCAUGAGAGUGAUGACCUGCGAUGGCAUCAUCACGCCCAGCUCAGCGGCCUAGACUACCCCAUGCACCUAACCAACAGCCCCUGUGGUGAAGUUGGACAGGGGAUGGAGCGUUACAAGGAAAAGGAGGAAGAGCUGGAGACCCUCAGUGAGAGGGUGAGUGAACUAUGA
Messenger RNA from Pelmatolapia mariae (spotted tilapia), 2505 nucleotides. It is a transcript of the gene prkd1, whose product is annotated as protein kinase D1. The transcript is spliced from 20 exons. The record is from RefSeq and is a predicted model, not a curated record. NCBI's taxonomy places the organism in Eukaryota, Metazoa, Chordata, Actinopteri, Cichliformes, Cichlidae. The coding region runs from base 16 to 2505 and encodes 829 amino acids. Gene Ontology annotation, biological process: protein phosphorylation. Gene Ontology annotation, molecular function: ATP binding; protein serine/threonine kinase activity.